AUGGAAGCCAUGGCUGGUACUGGUAGUAUGCAGACGUUAGAAGCCAGCGCUAUAGAGUCAACUUCGAUCCACCAAUUGUCUGACGAUCUGCUCGGUCGAAUCUUCAGCUAUGUUGCACCGACGCCACGUGUAGAUUCCUCAGCUCCCCAUCUGCAGCAGCACCCUCGCGGUCAGAGCUCAGGGUUUGUAUUUCGCUACGUCGAAUCAGACCGAGAUCGGCCGCUUUUCAGUCCCUCGAGCAUAGACUCGAAACCCUUAUGGCGGACGGAAUCGAAUCUUCAGGGAAGCUUCAUUCUCGUCUGUCGCCAUUGGCACCGCGUCGCAUGUGCGACUAGAUCGCACGUCGCACUGUCGCAGAAUCGUCGAUUGUGCGCCGGACGUUUUUUGAAAGGUCUCCCUUCAUUUCCGUCGCUGAAAUCGCUCACCCUGCCAGAUGGCAGCGUCUCGUUGGCCAACGAUCAUCUUUUGAAGCAGGUAGCUGCCACGUGCCCAUCCCUCGCUCACUUCCACCUGGGAGACAUGGGCGAGCCGCGAUUGCUUCCCAGCAGGCGCUACGCGACAAAAGGGCCUCGAUGCGAUCCCCGGGUCUCUUUCACUGCUGCAGGGCUGGCGUCUCUUUUUAAUUCCUGCCCGCGGCUCGAGUCUCUGCAGCUGCACUGCCCGCCUAAUCUGACCCUCCUCCCUCCGUCAAUCUGCGAGCUGAAUCGCUUGACGGCGCUAGUGAUCACAGCGUGGGGACUGAAACGCUUUCCUGACGGAUUCUGUCAGCUCUCCGCUCUCGUCCGUCUAUCUAUCCGCGCGGAUUUCCUGAAAAAGCUUCCCACCGGCUUAUCAACGGGCAUGGACGAAAACGGAGGCGAUUCUAUCGAAUCAGACACUUCCAGCUAUUCAGACGAGGACUCAAGUCACAGCGAUUCGAGUCAGAAGAACGAAGAUUCGAAGACGCUUCCGCUCUCCUCCCUCCCGCUUCCGCACGAUCCUCCUCCUCCCCGACGCCCUCUCCCCACCCUCUCCUCCCUCCGCCACCUCUCCCUCUCCCGUCAUUACCUCCGCGCCCUCCCCGCGUCCCUCCCCGCCGCCCUCCCCCUUCUCGAGUCCCUCGAGCUCCGCGAGUCCUAUUAUCUUUCCGCCAUUCCGCUGCGCCUCCCCGCGCGCCUUCCCCGCCUCCGCGCGCUCACUCUCGGCUAUCUCCCCUGCCUUCGAGAUACCCUGCCAACGAUCCUCGCCGCAGGUCCCCCUACCGCCGCAGGAGCCGCAGCCGUUUCUCUCUCUGCGGAGACCGCACCAGCAACUGAAGCCGAUGGAAACCCUGGGGGGGGGUUGAAACGGGGCAACGGGGAGACUUAUAGCGGGCCCGGUAGUAAAGAGGAUGCGGAGGAAAUAGGGGCGGGAUUGGAAUGUCUGGAGUUAUUCAGAUGGGAAAAAGUUACAGAGAUACCAGAUUACACCCUAGCCGCCUUAUCUCCGUCCCUGGUCCACCUCACACUCGCAGAAUUCCCGUCUCUCUCCUCCCUUCCCAACGACCUCUCUCUGAUGGCCAACCUCCGCUCCCUCACUCUCUCCGGCCUCCCACUCCUCUCCUCACUCCCCUCCUCCCUCCACCUCCUCUCCCACUCUCUCCGUGACCUCAGCAUCAUUUCAUGCGAUUCCCUGCGGACCCUUCCCUGCUCCCUCACGCUCCUCUCCUCGCUAUCCUCCCUGCACCUCUGCAGCUGUGCCGCACUCACCACUCUCCCUUCUCCUCCUCUUCCUCCUCCUCCCCCUCCUUCACCACCACUCAAUGAAGCAGCUGCGGAAAGCAGCAGCCCUGUUCAGAAAGCAACAGCAGCCUCUCAGCUCGCCACCGCUGCCACUGCCGCCAGCAGCAGCAGCAGUGGCGGCGGCAGAGGCAAAUCUCCCAUCCCGGUGUUCCUUCCAUCGCUCACGAGCCUGUGUGUUUCCCGCUGCGAUCGCCUGCCGAACCUUCCCCAUGCCUGGCAGUGGCUGUCGUCCCUGCAGCAUCUGAACGUGGACUAUAACGUGCGUAUGGAAGCACUCUUUGAAGGGGAUAGCCCUGUUCAUGACCAGCCACCACCUAGAACUUCUCGCAGCGCUGCUGCUACAGCCGAACCUGCUGCCGUGCCUGACCCAGCAGUGGUAACCGGCACUGCUACAGUAACUGGUACUGCGACUAUAACAUGCGAAGGUGGUUCAACUGGCACGGUUACGAUAAGCGGGACUGUUGUUAUAAGCGGUGUUGCAUCGUUGAUUGGUACUGCCACUAUAAGUGGCACUGCUACUAUAUCCGGUCAUGCUACUAUAUUGAGAGCCGCUGGUGCAAUCGGCACUGCUGAUGUAACCGGGGCUGCAGAUGUAACCGGCACUGCUGCGGUAACUAGCACUGCUGCGGAUGCAGCCACUACGGCUGGGGAAGGUGGUAGCAGCAAUGCUGUGAACAAUGCUGCUGGCGCUAACAGCCAAGCGCCGCUGCGAGCAGCACCACUGGUGGAUGGGGGUCAUAUCAGAGCAAGUGAUCCUGCUGCUGCUGGUGCUGCUCGUGCAGCAGCUGCUGCAGGUGCUGCUGCUGAUGGUGCUGCUGCUGCUGCUGGUGCUGCUGCUGAUGGUGCCGCUGCUGCUGCAGGUGCUGCUGCUGCUGCCGAAAGUGGCUCGCUUAUUACCCCUGCUGAGCCGGCUGCACUAGAGGUGUUGAGUUCGGUGACGUCGUUGCAGAGACUUCACAUUGACUUGUGGCACAACCCCCACAUUAGGGACCUCCCGCCUUCCCUCUUCUCACUCCCCUCUCUGGCCAUCCUCACUCUCUCACACCUUGUCUCCAUCCCAGACUCUCUCUCGCUCCUCGCGCCCUCCCUCACUCACUUACACAUCAACCAUUGCCCGAUGCUGUCCUUCCUCCCCUCCUCACUCUGCCUCCUCUCCUCCCUGGAAUGCCUUCGUAUCGAAGGUUGUGAGUCACUUGUAGCUGUUGUCAAAGAGGUUUCUGGAGAGGAAGGCAAGGAGAAGGAGGAGAAGGAAGAGGGGGUGGGGGAUGGUACGGACGAGGGAAAGGACGAAUGGGAUGAGAGGGUCGAGAGGAAAAUGUGGGACAAGUGGGAGGAGAAGGAGUGGGAUGAGGAGGAUGAGGAGGACGAUGAGGUGGAGGAGGGGAAUGAGACGGAGGAGGGGGAUGUGGAGGGGGAUGAGGAGGGGGAUGAGGAGGGGGAUGGGAAUGAGGGGUUGCCGGCAGCAAAGAAGCAGAGGAUUGAUGCCGGAGAACGCUUACCUGCAACCAUCGGCCUUCUGCCCCGCCUGAACUCCCUCCAUCUCUCACAGCUUGAUAACCUCAGAGCUUUACCAUCGUCUCUUCCGCUCCUAUCCUCCCUUACCUCGCUCAAUCUCUCCUCCUGCGACCGCCUUCCUUCCCUCCCUGCUGCGUUUGGGAACCUCUCCAGUCUCCAUACAUUGAAACUUUUCAAUCUGCCCAGGCUUACCGAGUUGCCAGAAUCUUUCGGGCAGCUGUCGCGCCUAGAGCGAUUAACCCUGCAAUAUUGCGACAUGCUCC
Molecule: messenger RNA, 3538 nt
Organism: Closterium sp. Yama58-4
Lineage: Eukaryota; Viridiplantae; Streptophyta; Zygnematophyceae; Desmidiales; Closteriaceae
Source: the annotation of a GenBank genome assembly